Messenger RNA from Pieris napi, 531 nucleotides. RefSeq lists its product as uncharacterized. Lineage: Eukaryota; Metazoa; Arthropoda; Insecta; Lepidoptera; Pieridae. The transcript is spliced from 3 exons. Bases 142 to 459 code for a protein of 105 amino acids. The record is from RefSeq and is a predicted model, not a curated record.
AAAUAUUAGUAUAAAUGUAGUUGUAUAGAUUUGUGUGUUGAUAUCCCCUUCUCGUAGUGACUUUAAAAAAUAUUAAAUUACUAUUUCUAAUUGACACUUUAGUUUUUGUUACCGUAAAGAUUGGUUGUCUAAAAGAUCAAAAUGCAAAUUCCGGAAGAGCGCUAUAACGCACUUAUGUCUCGCUACAACGAAUUUGUCGAGAGUAUGGGAAACCCCGAUAUAGCUCCUGUGAAAGUAUUCGAUGCUUUGUCCCAAAAGCAAAAUGAGGAGCUUCUGUUGAUAAGAGAAAUCAGUGCCUUUCUACAGAAGAAGAAAGAUGAUGAUAUUGCGAAGCAGAAUCAAACUGAAACUGAAGAAACCGCUGAAAAAGAAGAGACGAAAGAAGGGUCUGAAGAAGAGACGAAAGAAGGGUCUGAAGAAGAGACGAAAGAAGAGUCUGAAAAACAGAAAUCACAAUGAUGGAAUUAAUUUAUUUCUCCUAGGUUUUAAGCUUGAAAUAUAAUAAUUAAAUAAAUAAUUCAAGAAAUUUUA